This is a messenger RNA of Debaryomyces hansenii CBS767, 591 nucleotides long. RefSeq names its product DEHA2E00924p. Bases 1 to 591 code for a protein of 196 amino acids. The record is from RefSeq and is a predicted model, not a curated record. The transcript has a single exon. Lineage: Eukaryota; Fungi; Ascomycota; Pichiomycetes; Serinales; Debaryomycetaceae.
AUGUCCAUUGAUGCAUGUUAUAAAUUUUGGUCUUCUGAAAGGCUUGCGUUCUUCUUAGUUGUAAGAGGAUGUGACUUUCCAAAUGGAUUAACAAGGGAAGAAUUGGAGGGUAUGGUAAGGGAAAAGGCUAAAGUCCCAAUUUUAAAAGUACCAGUAAACGAGACAACACUUAGGCAAUUAAUUCCUGAUCAAUUAAUUACCUGGUUGUUUUUUAGAGGUUACGUGGUAACUCCAAAAGCCAAGCCAAUGCUAAUGGUUCCCGAGGAAAAUACUGUUCCUAACUAUAAAGAGUUUUUAAGAGUCGCAAAUAAGGAUUAUAAAGAAAAGAUUUCUAAUAUGGAUGAAGCUAGUGCUUUGGAGAUAAAGUACCAAUUAGCUAAAAUUCUAACAACCAAAUAUGCGUUUUUGCUUGAACCUACUGAAGACUGGAAUUUCAUGGAACAUCGUUACCGCUCUAAAGACUUGGACAUCAUUUUAGAGUUAUUCGGAGUCUAUGAUGAUGAUGAUUCCAAAGUUAAAUGCGCGGAAUUAUUAACCAAACAAGAUUUGGCUAAGAGAAGUGUAGAUUUUUUUGCUACUGGGAAUUUAUAG